Messenger RNA from Phytophthora nicotianae INRA-310, 4274 nucleotides. RefSeq names its product methionine synthase. The record is from RefSeq and is a predicted model, not a curated record. Lineage: Eukaryota; Oomycota; Peronosporomycetes; Peronosporales; Peronosporaceae. Bases 29 to 3886 code for a protein of 1285 amino acids. Gene Ontology annotation, molecular function: zinc ion binding; methionine synthase activity; cobalamin binding. Gene Ontology annotation, biological process: pteridine-containing compound metabolic process. The transcript has a single exon.
CUCUAAAACUCCCGACACGUCAAGCACCAUGCGGAGCGACGUGACCGCAGAGGAGUUGGCCAUGCUGCAGCGGCCGUUCGUGCGCGGCGAGACCGACAUCUUCGCGUACCUGACGGCGCUCAUGAAGCAGCGCACGCUCAUCUUCGACGGCGGUAUGGGGACAAUGAUCCAGACGCACAAAUUCACAGAGGAGGAUUUCCGUGGCGAGCGGUUCAAGGACUCUCCGUGCCUCGUUAAGGGCAACAACGACUUGCUGUCCAUCACACAGCCACAGGUCAUCAAGGACAUCCACAAGCAAUACAUGCAAAUUGGCCGGGCGCAACUCAUUGGCACCAAUACGUUUUCCGGCACAACAAUCGCCCAGGCCGACUACCAGAUGGAACACUUGGCCUACGAGCUCAACUACGAGUCGGCCAAGCUGGCCAGAGAGGCGGCCGACGAGGUUACGGUGCUGGACCCACUGCUACCGCGCUUCGUGGCCGGUUCGAUUGGCCCAACGAACAGAACGCUGUCCAUUUCCCCGAAUGUGGAGGACCCGGGUUUCCGUAACGUGACGUUCGACGAGCUGGUUGAUGCGUAUUAUACUCAGGUUGAAGGCCUCGUGGACGGCGGCAGUGACGUGUUGCUGGUCGAGACCAUUUUCGACACUCUAAACGCUAAGGCGGCCGUGUUCGCCAUCAAUAAGUACCAGGAAGCCACCGGCCAGAAACUGCCGCUGUUUAUCUCCGGUACUAUUGUGGACAUGAGUGGCCGUACACUGUCUGGCCAAACGACUGAGGCCUUCUACGUCAGUUUACGCCACUCGAAGCCGUUCUGUAUCGGUUUGAACUGCGCAUUGGGCGCCAAUCAGAUGAAGCCCUUCCUGCAGCGUCUGUCCAACGUGGCCGAGUGCUUUGUGUCGGUUUACGCCAACGCCGGACUUCCCAAUGCUAUGGGCGGAUACGACGACACCCCGGCCAUGAUGGCCGAGUACUGCGAGGAGUUCUCGAAGGACCGUCUGGUCAAUAUGAUGGGCGGAUGUUGUGGCACGACACCGCAGCACAUUCAGGCCAUCGCAGAGAUGACGGCCAAGUACGAACCACGUCCACUACCUGAGCUAAAGGAGCCGUUCAUGUGGCUUUCGGGUCUGGAGGACAUGAUUGUGACGAAGGAACGAUUCAGCUUCUUGAACGUCGGCGAACGCUGCAACAUCUCCGGUUCUCUGCGCUUCAAGCGUCUCAUCAUGAAGAGUGACUAUGGUACAGCCAUGGACGUGGCCCGACAACAAGUUGAAGACGGCGCUAUGGUAAUCGAUGUGAACGUGGAUGACGGUAUGCUGGACGGUGUGGCGGCCAUGGAGCGUUUUCUCAAGAUCGCAGUGACCGAACCGGAUGUAGCCAAGGUUCCGUUCAUGAUUGACUCGUCCAAGUUCCAUAUCGUGGAGGCCGGACUUAAAUGUGUCCAGGGCAAGUGUAUCGUCAACAGUAUCUCGCUCAAAGUCGGCAAGGAGCUCUUCAUGGAGCAUGCGCGCAUCGUCAAGAACCACGGUGCAGCAGUGGUGGUUAUGGCCUUCGACGAGGAAGGCCAGGCUGCUACAGAAGCCGAGAAAGUGCGUAUUUGCAAGCGGUCGUACGACAUUCUAGUGAAUGAAGUGGGCUUCCCGCCAGAGGAUAUCAUCUUCGACCCGAACAUCCUGACGGUGGCCACGGGUAUGGAGGAACACAACAACUACGGUGUGGAUUUUAUCAACGCGUGUCGAAUCAUCAAGGAGCAGAACCCGUACUGUAAGAUCAGUGGCGGUGUGUCCAACCUGUCGUUCGGUUUUCGAGGAGUGAAUGUCAUUCGAGAAGCUAUCCACAGUGUCUUCCUGUACCACGCAGUCAAGGCUGGUAUGGACAUGGGUAUUGUGAACGCUGCCAUGCUGGAAGUGUACGAUGAUAUCCCGAAAGAUCUACUCAAACUGGUCGAGGACGUGGUACUAAAUCGUCACCCAGACGCAACUGAAGCACUUUUGGAUCGCUCUUUGAUCGAAAAGGAAAAAGCCGAUGCCGCCAAAAAAGGUGGGGCCGUCGCGGCCGCUGGCAGCAAGCAGGAAUGGCGUAACAAACCUAUCGGUGAGAGACUUACUCAUGCUCUGGUGAAGGGAAUUUCGGAGUUUAUCGACCAGGAUGUCGAGGAAAUGCGCAAGGUUGCUGAGAAACCACUUGACGUGAUUGAAGGGCCACUUAUGGAUGGUAUGAACGUCGUGGGUGAACUCUUCGGAUCGGGUAAAAUGUUCUUGCCACAGGUGAUCAAGUCUGCUCGUGUGAUGAAGAAGGCAGUGGCCUAUUUGCUGCCGUUCAUGGAGGAAGAGAAGAACCAACGUCGUCUGGCCAAUGUGGCCAACGGUAUUGCCAACGAAGACGAGGACGAAGACUCACAGUAUGCUGGCAAAGUGCUGAUUGCCACCGUGAAGGGAGAUGUCCACGAUAUCGGCAAGAACAUUGUGGGUGUGGUGCUCGGCUGUAACAAUUACAAGAUCAUCGAUCUGGGCGUCAUGGUCCCGUGUGAGGAUAUCCUGGCGGCGGCUAGAGAGCACAACGUCGAUGUGAUCGGCCUGUCCGGUCUCAUUACUCCGUCGCUGGAUGAAAUGGUAUACGUGGCCCGUGAGAUGAACAAGGCUGGCUUGAACAUUCCACUGAUUGUUGGAGGCGCCACCACGUCCAAGAUGCACGCGGCCGUCAAGAUCGCCCCGCACUAUUCUACUCCUGAACACCCGGUGAUGCACGUCCUGGACGCGUCUCGAAGUGUGGUUGUGGUCGGCAAUUUGCUUCGUCAGGACGAGGAACGCGAUGAGUUUGUGGAAGAAGUCAUGGAAGAAUACGAGGAGAUGAGGGAGGACUACUACGCGUCUCUGGAUGACAUCAAACUUGUGGGUUUCCAGGACGCCAAGACCAAAAGCUACCAGAUCGAUUACGGGAUUAACCCUCCUUUCGAGAAGGUUAACCGUGUGGGCCUCCAUGUUAUUGAGGACUUGCCACUGGAAGAGCUGGUGCCUUUCAUCGACUGGAACCCUUUCUUCCAGACGUGGGAACUGCGUGGUCGAUACCCGAACCGUGGCUAUCCGAAGAUUUUCGACGAUGAGACUGUUGGUGAUGAGGCUCGCAAGGUGUUUGAUGAAGCACAGAAAUUACUACAAGAGAUCAUCGACAAGAAGCUGCUUCGUGUACGUGGUGUAUCGGGUAUUUUCCCUGCGUAUCGCGACGGUGAAGACGUGGUCGUGUGCGACCCGAAGAACCCGGAGCAGGAGAUCUCCAAGUUCUGUAUGCUACGCCAGCAAGCGGAGAAGGAGACCAGCGACCCGUACAUGUCGUUGGCCGACUUUAUUGCACCCAAGGGCGUUGGCCAGGACUAUAUCGGUGGCUUUGCUGUUGGCGUGUUUGGUGUGGAGGAGAUGGCGGCCAAGUUUGAAGCGGAUCACGAUGAUUUCAACAAGAUUAUGUCCCAGGCCAUUGGCGAUCGUCUGGCCGAAGCCUUUGCCGAGUAUAUUCAUCGUGAGAUGCGUGUGAAGGACUGGGGAUAUGCGGCCGACGAGGUCUUGAACAAGGAGGACCUAUUGAAGGUGAAAUACGACGGUAUCCGUCCGGCCCCCGGCUACCCGUCGCAGCCGGAUCACACGGAGAAGCGUGCGCUGUGGGACCUGCUGAAGGCCGACGAGCUGAUCGAUCUGAACCUCACGGACAGCUACAUGAUGCUGCCUGGCUCGGCCGUCAGCGCUCUGUGCUUUGCACACCCGGACUCGCAGUACUUUGCAGUGGGCAAGAUCGGCAAGGACCAGGUUGUCGAGUACGCUAAGCGCAAGGACCAGACACUGGAGGAGACGGAGCGCUGGCUGGCACCGAUCCUCGGCUACGACCGCUCGGCGUAAGGGUGUCUCGUGCAUUGAUUCUGCGCAACUAUCUGUGGUGUGCUCUGCAUGAGCGGGACGUUGGGACGAUAGAAAUGCCAUUGGAGAGGCGGGCAUCCUGCAACUAGGCCUGCCUACUUCAUUGCCAUUUCUGCGUGCAUUUACGCACGGAGCUAUUCUCUCAUUUUGAGCUUCUUGAGCGAAUAGUCAAGUCCAGACGACCUGCCUGUAGAGGACGACACUCAGGCAUUGCGUAGGCCUAGUAAACAAUCAUGUGAACAAGACCUUGCGCGCACUCUUUUAUACAUGUACCCAUCGAAUCAAUUUGCGUUUCCUCUGUUCGAACUGAAAAAUAACCAAAAGUUUGCAAGGAUCAUCUGGCAAUUUUCCUUCAACUUGAAAAGGCCUC